Messenger RNA from Anopheles merus, 1120 nucleotides. RefSeq names its product probable insulin-like peptide 7 (gene Ilp7). The coding region runs from base 427 to 903 and encodes 158 amino acids. The record is from RefSeq and is a predicted model, not a curated record. The transcript has a single exon. Lineage: Eukaryota; Metazoa; Arthropoda; Insecta; Diptera; Culicidae.
CGGUCUCACCUAUGUAUGGAAGUGUUUUCGUCGUCAUCGGAUGUUAUUUUCCAGGAAGUGAGAUGAUGCAUCGACCAGGAUCACGGGGGGACUGGCAGAAAUGGUGGUCGGACCACGGGGCAGGAAGGAUCGGGAUUGCAGUAUAAAAUCAGUACGCCCUACCAGUGGACAUUCUCAUUCGCUGGUGGACCGUAGCCCGUGCCGUGUGCCAGUGCCCAGAAACGUGUGGUUGCGCAUUCAAGUGUUCGCGGUUUAGUGUUGGCGUGCAGGCGUGUAACAAUAAAGUUGUGUGUGUGAGAGGAAGAGAGAGAUGACCGUGGUAGGGCGUGCUCGUUAAGAGUGGUCGCGGUCGGUGGUGAACGUUAUAAAUUGCCGUUGGCGCGUUAAGAAGCGUUCGGGCAAGCAGUGCGGACCAAGCUGGCCAAAAUGUGGCUACCGUUGGCGCUGUGCGUGCUGUUGGAGUUUGCCGACAUUGUCAGUGCAUCGGGCGGGCUGGACGAUGCGCUCGAGGUCACGUUCAGCGAGCGUACCCGGGCCGACUGGGAGAAGGUGUGGCACCAGGAGAGUCAUUCGCGCUGCCGGGAGAAACUGAUACGCCAUCUGUACUGGGCCUGCGAGAAGGACAUUUAUCGGAUUUCGAGACGCAGCGGCGAUGGCAACGGUAACGCCGGGAUGGUGGAAAAGCGUACGAGCAUGGUGGACGAGGGCCAGCUCGUGCCGUACCCGUGGGCAAUUGAUCGCGAGGUGGCGAACGCGUUUCUGCGUACCCGGCGCACUGGGAAGCGCCGAUCGGGCGGGUCAAUUACGGCGGAGUGCUGCACGCGCACCGGCUGCACCUGGGAGGAGUACGCCGAGUACUGUCCGUCGAACAAACGCUUGAACCAGUACCGGCGUAGGAAGUAAUAGGCGGUAUUGGUGUGCCAACGCGAAUGUAUCCGUGGUGAUGGUGAGGUCUUUGCCGGUCGUGGAUUUGUGACGGAAGGCAUGGGAUGCAGGUGGAGGUAGAACGGGAAGAUUUCUCGGUAUUCUUGAUCAUCGUACGCAGCAGCAUCGGUUGUAUAUUGCAGCACAUUUUUUGUUUGUAUUUGUAAUGUGAAAUAAAGGAAUCCGCACUAUACAA